UCCGCUACAUGUGCCAGGCUGCCUGCCAGCUUGACCUUUCUGCUGCAGUGCUGCUUGGUGUGGAAUUGCGUAUUUGGCACGACCGCUGGAAGUGAAGUGGGUGUACACAAUACUACUGCAGAAACAUCUCAGUGAUCAGUUGGAGCCUAAAAGCCAUCCUUCGUGUAAACGAUCAUAAUAUCAGAAUCCCACUCACCAACUUCUCUCCCUCCCAUUCUCGCCUCAUGAUCCGCAGUUUCCUCUCAAUUGCUUCGACCGUUCUACGCUUCCCCGCUCCGACCUGCGCUUCCACUCCUACAGCUGGAAUUCAUUCGAUUUCCCGCCAAACUGGAGGAGCUGUAUAGCCUGAGCAGUCAUGGCUGACCAGUCGAUCUUGCGGAUCACGAGAGAGCUACGUGAUAUCCAGAGGGGAUCCGACUUGUCAAUCGCCGUUGCCUGCAAAGAUAGCAACGUGCGACAUAUACGGGCUCUGAUAAUCGGUCCACCCGAUACUCCGUAUGAGUUUGGAUUCUUCGAGUUCUCAGUCAAAUUUGGUAGAGAGUAUCCUACAAAGUCACCGGCCGUCAACUCGUUGACCACAAAUGGUGGACGGACACGAUUCAACCCGAACAUCUAUGCUGGAGGCAAAGUUUGCCUGUCGAUAUUAGGGACAUGGCGUGGCGAACGAGGGGAGGAAUGGUCAUCUGCGCAAGGCCUCGAAUCGAUCCUGAUUUCCAUUCAAAGCUUGAUGUCUGGGAACCCUUAUGAGAAUGAGCCCGGCUUCGAAAACUCCAACACCGACUAUGACAAGAAGAACCAGCAGGCGUAUGUUGCGAAGAUUCGACAUGAAACUCUUCGUGUCUCCGUCAUCGAACGACUUGAGGGCUAUUUGGGGAUCAACAAAUACAAUGGGUCAUAUGUCAUGCCGUACACCCCGGAUGUGGAGACGGACAACAGAGGGGAUAUGGGCUUUGAGGCGGCGUUCGAACCGUUCAAAGACAAAGUCAAGCGGCUAUUCUUAUGGUACUAUGACUCGUAUGUCAAGGCGAUCGACGAGGAGUCCAAGAAGCACUCCGACGGGAGUCGGUUCGAGAAGAUGCCGUUCGAAGGCACCGGCAAUACCAUGGAAGGCACUUUUCAGUACACCGACCUGAUGACCCGGCUCACCGUGAUCCGCAUGCGACUCAUGCAAGAAAGCGACGGCUGGGUGACGGAAGGGAAAAUUGCGGCCUCGAAAGAGUCCAGCCUCGCCAACAACCUGCAGCGACAGUUUGAGCAGACCGUGGAGCUGUUCAAGAAGAACGACGCCAUCGCCCUGGAUCUCGAGCUGGUGGACAGCAACCCGUUCCUCUGGCAGCUGGUCCUCUUCGGCCGGCCCAUGACCAACCUCGAUGGCGGCAUGUUCCGCGUCAAAAUCUACAUCUCCCCGCAAUUCCCCAGCGAACUCCCGCGCGUGAAGGUCGAGACCCCCAUCUUCCACCAUCGCGUGUCGAAGGACGGCCAGCUGUGUUUCCUCGUGCAGAAGCCGGAUGAGCUCUGCUCGUACGUCGAGGCUAUCGUCGCCGCGAUCGAAGACGAGAAUCCCGCGUACGAUCCCCGGACGCUCGUGAAUCUGGAGGCAUCCCGGCUAUUCUGGGGGUCCGUGGAGGAUAGAAAGGUGUACAGCCGCAAGCUUCGUCGGUCGGCGCAAGACAGCUCAGAAUUCUGACCACUUUCAACCCACGUAUUCCCUCAUGUCCGUGAUGAGCUCCCAUCGCUCCACCAUUUCCGGCGCACCCUGCUUCCUUCCAAGAUUCCAAACAUAUCGCGCCACGCGACGAUUAAUUUCGCUUCCCAUGUUGGUGUCAAAUUACACUGUUUCUGUUUUAACGAUGAUGACGAUGGCUUUCACGCAUUCUCACGCUCAGCGAGGCGCUGGGGUUCACGGGAUGAUGGACCAUGGACGAACAUGAACGGUCGGUGGAUCUCGGCAUCUUUCAUAGCCACGGACGGCGUUUUAUGGAUGGGUACUUAGCAAAUCACAUAGGAUAAGUGGAAUGCCUUAUCGCAUUUUCGAGGAUUGCCAAGUGGCGAACAUGGUGAACGUGUCUGUGUCUGUGUCCCUGUAAGAAGUUCUGAUGGAGCCUUGUAGAGUGGGGGAUCUAACAAUUAUCUAACUAUUAUGGUCCUG
Molecule: messenger RNA, 2149 nt
Organism: Eremomyces bilateralis CBS 781.70
Lineage: Eukaryota; Fungi; Ascomycota; Dothideomycetes; Eremomycetales; Eremomycetaceae
Product: UBC-like protein
Exons: 9
Coding region: 356-1687 (443 amino acids)
Source: RefSeq, a predicted model, not a curated record